GCCUGGUACUUACGCAUGCGCAGUAGUAAGCGUCAGGCCAGCCUCGUGUUUGUCUUCAUACAAGCGUCUCUUCCCUUGUGCUCUUAUACUGAGAGAAGCAGAGAGCUUGUGAAAAAGACCUUGGCGGAUCGAGCUUUCCUUCGGCGCAAAGUCGACAAGAGCAAGAAAACAAGUCAUUCCACAUCUGAAAAGCGCAAAUCCGGCGAGAUGGAAGCAGCGAAGUCUAAGAAACGAUCCGCGGACACAGCGCUUCACAAGUCCAGGUCUCCCAAGAAAUCCAAGACUGGCAAAGAAGGCAAAAGAGGGAAAAAAACAUCGAAAGGCGACGGACCACACGUAAAAAGAGCUUCCUCGGCCUACAUUCACUUCACGACUGAUUUCCGAAAGAAACUCAAAGAGAAAUGCGAGAAGAAAGGCGAUCCACUACCCAAAGCAAACGAAGUCGCGAAGAUGGCGGGUGAAGCGUGGAAGAGUCUCUCGGACGAAGACAAAACGCCAUACAACAUCAAAGCCCAGGAAGACAAAGAUCGCUAUAUGAGAGAGAGUGGAAAACUGGCUAAAGUUGAAUCUGAUAAGCCAAAGCGUGCUCCUACAGCUUAUUUCAUAUUCCUUGCUGAAUUCCGAAAGGAAAUGCAAGGUAAAAAAACAGAUAGUGAUCAGAAAAUCCCAGCCCUUGCCGGAGAAAAAUGGCGAACCAUGACCGACAAAGACAAAGAGAAAUACAAGCAGUUGGAAGCGGUCGCUAAGAAGAAGCAUGAAGCCGCUAUGGAAGAGUGGAGAAAGAAGAAUGCUGGAAAAGAACAGGCUCAGCCAAAGGCAAAACCAGAGAAAAAGAAGCCACCACCCAAAAAGGAGCCCAAGCCAUCAGAAUCGGAAGAAGAGGAUGACGAUGAUGAAGAUGACGAUGAUGACGAAGAAGAGGAAGAGGAAGUUGAGGAUGAUGAUGAUGGCGGAGACGAUGACGAAGACGACGAUGAUGAUGAUGAUGAUGACGAUGAUGAGUGAAAAACCUCGCAUUCCACUUGCAUUCUUAAAAAAGAGAGCCAUUCCCAUUGAAUUUCACUUAACUGCUCAUUCACAUUACCUUUUUUCAGUUUUGUUUUCCUGAUUUCAAAUUCUGACAAAAUGUGUUCAUCACUAUAUCAUUAAUGUAUUGAAGAUAUUUGUAAUGUCACCACAUUUCACUUACGCUUCCUCUGCAUACCUGCAGCUUGUGUUCUGAAUAUCUUUUCCUUUAUUUUGCCUUUUUGCAGUCAUAGCAGUGACUAGUCCAUUUAAGUCAUUAUUUUAUAGUUUGGAGGUAGGGAAAGUACAGAGUUCCUACUAUCUUUCUGAAGGCUCUGCAAAAUUAGUUUGCGUGGAUCCCAUUUGUUCAUUAACAGCUUAGGGAGUUUAACUUUUGUAGACACGAGUGUGAACGUGUUGCAGUUGUGUUGGUCUUAAAGGCCUGUUUAUUUUACCCUUAGACAGACAUGCUUUUGUUAAAUAGUAUUAAAUAACAUCCCUCUUGGUAGCUAUUUAUUCUGAUUUAGUCAGGUCUGUAUAAUCAAAAAACAUUUUUUUGUGUGUUUACCAGUAGCAGUGCCAACAGAACAUUUUCAAAGCUAGUAUCUUUUGAUGGUCUAUUCAGACAGGUUUGGGCAUGUGUUGAACUUCCUUGUAAUCAGGGGGCGACAUGUAUUUUUUGUUGCAUAACAUAAUUGUCUAUCUUUAUUCAAAGUUCUUUGACAGACAGUGAAUUUUCAGGGUUUUUUUUGGUGAAUAGUGAGUCUUUAUCACUUGUUCCAGAUCAAAAUGUAAACUUCUAAUGUGGUUAAUUACUUGGAAGCAUCUCAUAUAAUGCUGGAUGUCCAGGCCUUUUGGCUAAGAUCAAGUGUAGUAAUUUCACCAAAAUUGUACUUUACUGAGAGAUUGUGAGUAUGUCUUAGAGAAAAGCUCAUGAAAAGUGACCAUCGUUAUCUCAUGUGACCAUGAGUUUACAGGUGACAUGAGCCCCUUUUUUCUCCCUACUUGCCUUCUGUUGGCACACUUUGUAAACAAGGACCGAGUUUUUUUAGUUUGUAUAUGUAUAUGUUUUAAAUAAAGCUGUUGUUUUCCAGC
Molecule: messenger RNA, 2100 nt
Organism: Orbicella faveolata
Lineage: Eukaryota; Metazoa; Cnidaria; Anthozoa; Scleractinia; Merulinidae
Source: RefSeq, a predicted model, not a curated record